AUGUCUGAUACUGAACAAAAAACCAAGAGGGUAACAACCAUGAAGAAUGGUUUCAUAGUUAUUCCUUUCAAACUACCGUCGUUUGAUGUCUUGCCAUCAAAACAUAGUUGCUACCACUAUCUAUUUGCCAAAAAGCAUGAAUCAAACAAUGAAAAUGAACAAAAUUGCUUAUUUGUAAUGAACUUACCUUUACUGACCAACUUAGACAGCAUCAAAAGUAUAACAAGUCAGAUCUGUGAAAAAUAUGACACUGUCUCUCAUAUAGAAAAUCUAAUGUAUAAUGACGAAUUUGGUUUAAACGAAGUUGAUUUAUCUGUAUUGACAUCUGAUUUAAUGGCUGAGAACCAAGAUAUAAUAGAGAAGAGAUUUACUCCCAGAAAUACUGCAUUAGUUAAAUUCGUUGAUAAAUCAAGUUUAAACAAUUGUUUGAAUGCGUUAAAGAAAUAUUCAACAGCUUCAAAAUCUGAUAUAUUUGAAUGGAAAUAUAAUUCUCCAAGUAUUGAAACAUUUAUCAAUUUUUAUAGACCGUUAGACGUAGAAUAUUUAAAAGAAGACGUCCAUACACAUUUGUCAUUAUUUGAACAACGAGAACAACAAGCACAGGAAGACGUUCAAAGUUCUAUUGUUGACGAAGAUGGUUUUACACUUGUUGUUGGUAAAAAUACAAAGAACUUAAACUCUAUAAGGAAGAAAAUUUUGAACAGAAAUCCAUUGUUGAAGAACGAUUCUGCAGGUGUUACAAAACCAACUACUGCGGUAGAUAAGAAGGCAAAACAAGAUUUCUAUAGAUUCCAAGUUAGGGAACGUAAGAAGCAAGAGAUUAAUCAACUUCUAAGUAAAUUCAAGGAAGAUCAAGAGAGAAUUAAAGUCAUGAAAGAAAAAAGAAAGUUUAAUCCUUAUAAGAAUAGUUUAUAA
Messenger RNA from Maudiozyma saulgeensis, 915 nucleotides. The record is from the annotation of a GenBank genome assembly. Lineage: Eukaryota; Fungi; Ascomycota; Saccharomycetes; Saccharomycetales; Saccharomycetaceae.